AUGGCAUCUUUAGAAGAUAUUUGCAAAAAACAAAAAACUUGCUUACAAAUAGCCACUAAUGUCACUGAACAGAAACACCACGUUUCGAGGGCAAAAAGGGGCCAAAUUUUGGGCCACUUGCGAGGAUUUAGGGGCUGCACCGUUUGGUUUACUGGUUUCUCAGGGGCAGGUAAAACAUCCAUUGCCUUCGAGCUCGAAGCCUAUCUCAUAUCACACGGCAUUCCGGCAUACGCUUUAGACGGAGACAAUCUCAGGACAGGAUUAAACAAAGAUCUGGGUUUUUCCCAAAGGGAUAGAGAAGAGAAUAUCCGAAGAGUGGCGGAAGUUGCAAAGUUGUUUGCUGAUGCCGGGCAAAUAUGCGUAUGCAGCUUCAUUUCCCCGAACGCUGCAGAUCGCAGAAUAGCCCGCAUGAUCCACAAAGAAAACGACCUAAAGUUCUUUGAAGUUUUCAUCGAUACUCCACUGGAAAUUUGCGAGCAAAGAGACACGAAAGGAUUGUAUCACAAAGCAAGACAAGGUAUUAUCAAAGGAUUUACUGGGAUAGAUCAGCCUUAUGAGAUGCCAGAAAGUCCGGAACUUGUUGUCAAAACAGUUAAUUGUACCGUUGAAGAGAGUACAAUGCGAGUGGUGGAAAUGCUGCAAGAUAACGGUGUAAUACCGUUUACAGAAGAAGAUAAAGAUCAAAUUCCGGAUUUAUUCGUACCGAAAUACAGACUAGCCAGUGCACUAGAAGAAGCCGAAAGUUUGCCCAGAUUACAAAUCACUACGUUAGAUUUACAGUGGCUUCAGAUUCUCGCAGAAGGUUGGGCUUACCCUUUGAAGGGUUUCAUGAGAGAGGACCAAUUCCUCCAAACCCUGCAUUUCAAUUGCCUGCAAAACGAAGGGAGCCCCAUCAGUCAGAGUGUCCCCAUCGUCCUACCCACCACCACCGUUGACAUGAACCGCCUCAAGGACGCUUCGGCUAUAACCUUGCUGCAUAACCACGAAUGCUAUGCCAUCCUUCGAAAGCCCGAAUUCUACUUCGAUAGAAAAGAAGAGCGAGCCGCCAGGCAAUUCGGAACGACCAACAAAGACCACCCCUACAUUAAAAUGAUCAACGAGUCCGGGGAUUGGUUAGUGGGAGGCGAAUUGGAAGUGUUGAAGAGAAUCAAAUGGGACGACGGUUUGGAUCAUUAUCGGCUUACUCCCAACGAGCUGAGGGCUAAAUUCAAAGCGAUGUCCGCUGAUGCGGUGUUCGCGUUCCAGCUCAGAAAUCCGAUCCACAACGGCCACGCGCUACUCAUGAACGACACCAAAAGGCAGCUGCAAGAAAGGGGCUACAAGAAGCCGGUUUUGCUCCUUCAUCCGCUCGGCGGUUGGAUCAAAGAUGAUGAUGUUCCAUUGCCCACGAGGAUUCUUCAACACGAAGCCGUCCUAGACGAAGGCCUCCUCGACAGGGCUUCGACUAUUUUGGCCAUCUUUCCCAGUCCUAUGAUGUACGCCGGCCCCACGGAGGUCCAAUGGCACGCCAAAGCUAGAAUGAACGCCGGAGCUAAUUUUUAUAUAGUGGGAAGAGAUCCUGCCGGUAUAACCCACCCAGCGGGUAAAGAUGCCACGCCUGAUGGUAAUUUAUACGAUCCCAUGCAUGGCGGAAGGGUCCUCAAAAUGGCACCAGGUUUGGUGUCGCUGGAAAUCAUCCCGUUCAGAGUGGCUGCGUACGAUAAGAAGAACUCGAGAAUGGAUUUCUUCGAUAAUACGAGACGAGAGGAUUUCGAGUUUAUAUCUGGCACGAAAAUGAGGACACUGGCUAGAAACGGAGACGCUCCUCCCGACGGUUUCAUGGCACCCAAAGCUUGGAGAAUACUCGCCGAGCAUUAUCAAUGUUUGCAAUAA
Messenger RNA from Phyllotreta striolata, 1872 nucleotides. The record is from the annotation of a GenBank genome assembly. NCBI's taxonomy places the organism in Eukaryota, Metazoa, Arthropoda, Insecta, Coleoptera, Chrysomelidae.